Messenger RNA from Populus nigra (black poplar), 1433 nucleotides. RefSeq lists its product as uncharacterized. Lineage: Eukaryota; Viridiplantae; Streptophyta; Magnoliopsida; Malpighiales; Salicaceae. Gene Ontology annotation, molecular function: ubiquitin protein ligase binding; cholesterol binding. Gene Ontology annotation, biological process: SREBP signaling pathway. Gene Ontology annotation, cellular component: endoplasmic reticulum; endoplasmic reticulum membrane. The coding region runs from base 82 to 1170 and encodes 362 amino acids. The record is from RefSeq and is a predicted model, not a curated record. The transcript has 9 exons.
AUUUAUAAACGCAAGAUCUUCAGAUUUUAAUUAAAAAGAAAAAACCCAAAGUGAGUGUUUUCUCCAGCAAGCCCCCUUACCAUGGAUCCACAGCAACAAAGAGCAGCAAUUCCCCAGCGCGGCCCUCCUCCUCAAACCGGCGAUUUCUCUCCAAUUCUCACUGUCUUCCUCUCCUUCAUCGCCAUCUUCGCCUUGAUAGUGAUUCCAUCGUCAUCCAAUAUUAAGAAUAGUUUAUCCAUCUUGCACCAAGUCCCAGAAGGUCAUGUUGGGGUAUAUUGGAGAGGAGGUGCGCUUCUACAGACAGUUACAGAUCCAGGUUUUCAUCUAAAGUUGCCUCUGAUAACCCAAUAUGAGCCUGUUCAGGUGACACUUCAGACAGAUCAGGUUAGGGAUAUUCCAUGUGGCACUAAAGGAGGAGUCAUGAUUAACUUUGAGAAAAUCGAGGUUGUCAAUCGGCUUGGUAAGGAAUAUGUAUAUGAGACACUACUGAACUAUGGCGUGCAGUAUGACCACACAUGGAUAUAUGACAAGAUUCAUCAUGAAAUCAAUCAGUUCUGCAGCUCUCAUUCUCUUCAACAAGUUUAUAUUGAUGUUUUUGAUCAGAUUGAUGAAAAGAUGAAAGAUGCUCUUCAAGGCGAUUGCACACGUUAUGCUCCUGGAAUUGAAAUAAUAAGUGUGCGUGUCACAAAGCCUACCAUUCCAGAAAGCAUAAGAAAGAAUUUCGAACAGAUGGAAGAAGAACGCACUAAGGUCUUAAUUUCUAUUGAGAGACAGAAAUUUGUUGAGAAAGAGGCAGAGACAACAAAGAAGAUGGCUAUCAGUGAGGCUGAAAAGAAUGCCAAUGUGAGCAAGAUUCUCAUGGAACAGAAGUUGAUGGAGAAAGACAGUGCAAGGCGGGAGCAAGAGAUUGAGAAUCAAAUGUACAUGGCUCAUGAAAAGAGCCUGGCAGAUGCUGCAUUCUACCGCGUCUUGAAAGAAGCUGAAGCAAACAAGUUGAAGCUUACUCCCCAGUUUCUCGAGCUGAAAUUCAUUGAAGCCAUUGCUGAUAAUACAAAAAUUUUCUUCGGGGACAAGGUGCCGAACAUGGUUCUUGAUCAGAGACUGCUGGGAAAUUUUCUGCAAGGGAUGUCUGGAGGGAUGGCUAGAGAAGUGGUCUCGGAAGAAGUGUGAAGAGAGAGAUCGGGAAUAUAGGUUAAGAGGAGAUCGGGAAUAUAGGUUCGAUCUCCAAUCUGUCCAUUAUGUGUGGCUGAUAACUUUAUUCCCAUACUGCUGCCGAUGAUAAAUUACUGAUUGCAUUCCGUUUAAGCUUGGUUUGGGGAUGACCUAUGCUUUUUGCCUUCUAUUAGAAGGUUGCUACCAAUGGUAUAUGCGUUACGUGUGUACUCUUUAAUGUCAUUGAGAGAAACAAGCUAGUUAUGUUUUCUUAGGUUAAA